GGGGAGGGGGGGGGGGGGCUGGUGAAUGUACGGCGCGGGGCGGCCGGGGGGGGGCGGGCGGCAGGAGGAGGCAGAGGGCGGCGGAGGAGGAGCCCCCCAGCAGCGAGCAGCGAGCAACUGACCGCGGCCUUCUGACCAGGACCGGAGCAGGGCCCCAAGCCCCCGGGCCUGGUGGGGGACGCGCUUCUUCCCACACCCCGAGCCUCAGCAGCUCCAGCCAGCGGACCCGACGGCUGAGAGGAGCCCCAGAACCAGGACUGGGGGAUUUGGAGCUGGGCAGAGACUUAACCCCCACAGCACCGGGAAGCAGCCAACUCCCCUCGCCUCCUUCCCCCUUCGUGGCUUGCGGUCUCUCUUCCCCGCCUCGGCCCCCAGGAAGUGAAGAUGUUACAGCCUGGUCCUCAUCCUCCCUCACCCCAAGCUGCUGCUCCUGGAGAAGCCUGGCCAGGCCCCUCUCAGGCUCCCUGGCAGAGCCUAGAGGAGAAGAUGGGGAGCCCCGAGGAUGACCUGAUUGGGAUUCCAUUCCCGGACCACAGCAGUGAGCUCCUGAGCUGCCUCAAUGAGCAGCGCCAGCUGGGCCACCUAUGUGACCUCACUAUCCGGACGCAGGGUCUUGAAUACCGCACCCACAGGGCUGUGCUAGCUGCCUGUAGCCACUACUUCAAGAAGCUAUUCACUGAGGGCGGUGGCGGAGCUGUCAUGGGGGCCGGGGGCAGCGGGACGACCGCUGGGGGAGCAGGGGCAGGCGUGUGUGAGCUGGACUUUGUAGGGCCAGAGGCACUAGGCGCCCUCCUUGAAUUUGCCUAUACAGCCACACUGACCACCAGCAGCGCCAACAUGCCAGCUGUGCUCCAGGCUGCCCGCCUGCUGGAGAUCCCGUGUGUCAUCGCUGCUUGCAUGGAGAUUCUGCAGGGCAGUGGGCUAGAAGCUCCCAGCCCAGACGAGGAUGACUGUGAGCGAGCCCGCCAGUAUCUGCAGGCCUUUGCCACAGCCACAGCCUCUGGAGUUCCCAAUGGUGAAGACAGUCCUCCACAGGUGGCCCUCCCACCACCUCCACCACCGCCACCUCGGCCUGUUGCCCGCCGCAGCCGCAAGCCCCGGAAAGCUUUCCUGCAAACCAAGGGGGCCAGAGCAAACCACCUAGUCCCUGAGGUGCCCGCAGUACCCGCCCAUCCCUUGACCUAUGAGGAGGAGGAGGUGGCGGGUAGAGUGGGCAGCAGUGGGGGCAGUGGGCUGGGGGACAGCUACAGCCCUCCCACAGGAACCGCCUCCCCUCCUGAGGGGCCCCAGAGCUACGAACCCUAUGAGGGUGAGGAAGAAGAAGAGGAGCUGGUAUAUCCCCCAGCCUAUGGGCUGGCGCAGGGUGGCGGGCCCCCGCUGUCCCCAGAGGAGCUGGGCUCAGAUGAGGAUGCCAUCGAUCCUGACCUGAUGGCCUACCUAAGCUCCCUGCACCAGGACAACCUGGCACCAGGCCUGGACGGCCAAGACAAGCUGGUGCGCAAACGCCGCUCCCAGAUGCCUCAGGAGUGUCCUGUCUGCCACAAGAUCAUCCAUGGGGCAGGCAAACUGCCUCGCCACAUGAGGACCCACACAGGCGAGAAGCCCUUUGCCUGCGAGGUCUGCGGUGUUCGAUUCACCCGGAACGACAAGCUGAAAAUCCACAUGCGGAAGCACACGGGAGAGCGCCCCUACUCGUGCCCGCACUGCCCAGCCCGCUUCCUGCACAGCUACGACCUCAAGAACCACAUGCACCUGCAUACGGGGGACCGGCCCUAUGAGUGCCACCUGUGCCACAAGGCUUUCGCCAAGGAGGACCACCUGCAGCGCCACCUCAAAGGCCAGAACUGCCUGGAGGUGCGCACCCGACGGCGCCGCAAGGACGAUGCACCGCCCCACUACCCGCCACCCUCUACCGCUGCUGCAUCCCCCGCUGGCCUCGACCUCUCCAAUGGCCACCUGGACACCUUCCGCCUCUCUCUAGCUCGAUUCUGGGAGCAGUCAGCCCCCACCGGGCCCCCGGUCUCUACCCCGGGGCCCCCUGAUGACGAUGAGGAGGAAGGGGCACCCACCACACCCCAGGCUGAAGGUGCCAUGGAGUCCUCUUAAAGAGGGACGAGGGCCAGGCCGAAGCAGCACAAGGCCGGGGACACCCAUGCCAAGCAGUGGGAGCAUGCAGGACAGACACAGCAGGGGUCUGGGGCACGGAGCCUUGCUGGUGUCAGCAUCAGCCCUUCCUCCCAGAGCCCUCAUUCCAAUUCCAAGCUAAGAAGGUAUUGGGGCAGAGGCUCCCCAAAUUGGGGUGAUCCCCCAAGGAGUGAUACAUAUAUUGUGUAUAUAUUUACAGCUCUAUUGUAAAAGUGGGGUCCCUGUCCCCAGCUGCUCCUGGGGAGUAGAAGCAAUAAUGUAUUUCUGAUUUGUGGGUCCCACUUCGGCUAUGCGGGUUUCUAGGGGGUGGGGGCUUGGGACCAAAGCCUUGCCCCGCCCCUAUGCCCCUUGGGGGUUUUGGCUGUGUAAGGGGGUGAAGGACUGCCCCUCCCUUCCGAGACCCCUCCUUCCUGGUUUCUGUUCCUUUUUCCUGGCAGUGAAUUAUGCAAAGGGGGCCGGCAAAGGAAGGGUAGGUGGGGGAAAGCCAGGUGGAAGCUUGAAAGACUGGGGGACUGGGCCUGUAAGGAAGGAGCCAUCCCAGUCCCCCUCCGCCCUGCUCCCGCCGCUGAGUCAUGGGGUCGCGGAGAAGAAGGGGGCAGGGUGGCCUGAUUGGCUCGCCCGCCCCUGGGGGCAGUGGAGAGGGGCCCCGCCCAGCUAGGGGAGCCGCUCCGUUCCACUCCCCUCCCUGUCCCUCCCUCCCCGCGGCCCUGGGCAGGGAAUGUCUUGUUCCCGCCGCUCCCUCCCCGGGGCCAGAGGGCAGGGCGGGCCGGGCGGCGUCCUACCCUCUUCUCCUCCUCCCCAUCUCCUCCCCGCCCAGGUGCGAGCCGGAGCCGCCGCCACCGCUGCCGCCCCUGACUCACGCCGCCCCCGGGCUGGCGCAGCGAAGGGUGUGGGACAGGGUGAGGGGUUGGAAGAGCCUUGUGGAGAGCGGGCGAGCCGGCGCCAUCUGGCGGCCAUGCCCUGAGCGGGCGAGCGCCCCCCGCGGCCACUGGAGCGAGCUGUCUUUACUCUCCUCAGCCACCCCCGCUGGUGAGCAGCGCCCCCUUGUCAAGGCAGUGGGCACAGAACUUCUCGCUUGGCCGCAGGGAAAGGGGCUGCGGACCUGUGGGAAAGUGAUCCCCUUCCCAGAUCCUUGCCAGCUGGGCUUCCUGUCAGGCAGGGGAGAAAAAUCCCCUCACUCUUCUCUUAGGAUUGAAUCCACCCCCAUUCUGUACAUAGCCUCUUCUGUUGGUCUUGUUGAAAUCUAGUUUCAGAUUUUUAACUACCCAAUUCUGCUGGGGGUGGGGGACACCCCCCCUUCCUCGCUGGGUGCUGGACCCCUUUUGCAGCCUGGACUCUGCCUUGCACUAUUUCCCCUUCCUGGCCUGACGGCUCCUCCCCCUCCUUAAAAGGGGCAGGUUCAGGGGCCCGGUGCUCUUCCUCCCUUCCAUGCACCCCCAUGCCCAUUUGCACAGCUGCCCAGGUACCCCUAACAGUGGGGAGGGGUCACAGGGAGGGGGUAGCGGGACCAGUCCCUGUAUCUAUUUAAAAAGUGAUGAUGUAAUAUAUUGGGGUGGCGGGGAGGUCGGGUUGUCCUGGGCCUCAUCUUAGCAUUUCAGGUGAUGGGGGGAGCCCAGGGCUGGGGAGACCUGGGGCCCAGCCCCAGAGAGUGGGGACAAUGUGGCCUCCUUUCUCCCUACUUUCGGCUUUCCCAGUCAGUGCCUUAGGGGGAGAGGCACUCCCCCCCUCCUAUUCCCUUCCCCCCAUCCCAACCCCCCCACCAAGGGUGUAAGCGACAGGAAGAAAUAAUAAUAAUUUAAGAUUCACA
Molecule: messenger RNA, 3952 nt
Organism: Piliocolobus tephrosceles (Ugandan red Colobus)
Lineage: Eukaryota; Metazoa; Chordata; Mammalia; Primates; Cercopithecidae
Gene: ZBTB7B
Product: zinc finger and BTB domain containing 7B
Exons: 5
Coding region: 385-2106 (573 amino acids)
Biological process (GO): regulation of transcription by RNA polymerase II; positive regulation of gene expression
Molecular function (GO): RNA polymerase II cis-regulatory region sequence-specific DNA binding; protein binding; DNA-binding transcription factor activity, RNA polymerase II-specific
Source: RefSeq, a predicted model, not a curated record